This is a messenger RNA of Amoebophrya sp. A25, 5512 nucleotides long. Lineage: Eukaryota; Dinophyceae; Syndiniales; Amoebophryaceae. The record is from the annotation of a GenBank genome assembly.
AGAUAGCAUAGUUAGAAAUAGAAAUCCAACAACCACCAAAUGAGUAUUUUUCCUCGUCCGGCAUCAGGCGGUGGGGACCACCCUGACUCACGGUAUAGGCGAAUAAGAGUCGUGGGUGAGGGAAGUUUCGGAAAAUGCUACCUAGUGGCGGACCGAAAUUCUGGCAUUAUGAAUGGAGCAGGUUGUAGGUGAUUGAUUCUUAGCGUGAAAAGAGUACUUAGUUACUACAGACAGUUACAACUUGUUCUGUUAUAAAUCAUGAUGAACAUCGAAAGAACGCUGCAACGUGACAGUGGUUUGUUUUGUCAAAAAUAUACAACUCGUUUUGUUCGAAGGAAUUGGCUUAUGUUCUUGUACCUCCUGUAGCGUCGAUCCAUGUCAUUUCAAAUCCCUCUUUCAUACAUCCAGACUUCAACAGCAAUGGAAUAGUAGAGCGUCAAAAGCAUUUUAUCCAGAAAGUUGUGGAUUUGGCGAGGAUGUCGGAAAGGGAAAAGGAGGACACUCACCGGGAAGUCCAACUGUUGCACAAGCUGAAACAUCCGUAUAUUAUCAGGUAAGAAAUUGCAUGUAGUUGUACAGUUUUAUGUAUGAGCUACUCUUUGGCGCUGUAGUGAUUCUUUAGAAGUAGAUUUUUCGAUCUUUUGAUAGUAUGUGGGUGCAGGAAACGGUAGAAUUUAAUAAUUCCAGUUGUGUCCACCUCAGUCUCUCUCUCCUCUCUCUACCUCCAUAUCAAUCUCUCCACCAAAAAUUUAUCGACAAGAACAGACACUGAUCAAAAAUUUUCAGAUACCGCGAGUCGUACGUGGCCAUGAAUCGUUUGUGCCUAGUAAUGGACUUUGCUGAAGGGGGAGACUUGUACUCCCGAAUCAGACGGCAGAAGAAAGAAGUUCGUGCGCCUUUUCCCGAGAAUUUGGUUCUGCGAUGGUUCACGCAGAUUUCGUUGGCGGUAUAAUUCUGAAUCUCUUCGGGAACGACGUUUCGUGACCUCUACUAUUCAAAGAUGGUAUGGUGCUAGCUAGUUAGCUUUGAAAAUCAACAUAUCCCGAUUAAGUCCCCGAAACUUCACACGCUGCGACGUCACUUCUUGAUGCUGGUCCUUUUCUUACAGAUUAAGUAGUCAUUUGCAAUUGCUUGCAACAGGUGAAGUACAUCCACGACCAAAGGAUUUUACACCGCGACUUGAAGACGCAGAACGUUUUUUUGACAGCCAGGGACACGAUCAAGAUCGGAGAUUUUGGCAUUGCGAGAGUUCUUUCCCAUACAGCAGACGUCGCUAAAACCGCUAUCGGCACUCCCUUCUAUUAAGGCUUAUACCAAAUUUUUGCAUCCUUCCCUCAUCCAUCAUUUUUGCACGACUACCAUUCUUGACUUAGUCACCUUCUAAUAGGAAAGAGGGCGUCAAGGAUGAUGUGAAGCUUGUAACUGCGCAACCUCUAACUCUGCAUGUCUCCAGAGAUCUGCCAAGCAAGGCCCUACGACUACAAGAGCGACGUGUGGGCUUUAGGGUGUUGCCUCUACGAGAUGCUGGCCUUGAGACACGCUUUUGACGACGAGAGUAUGCGAGGGUUGGUGAUGAAGAUACUGCGGGGAGAAUAUACCAGAAUUAUUACGGCUCAAUAUUACAAUUCAUUAUCAUUUCUCCAAGCCAUUUAUUUCUCACCCUGUUUUGUUCUUGGGACGAUGGGGAGAAAUGCAGAAAGAAAGAAGGGAAUUGCUUCAGCUCUAAGAUCACAUCGUCUAGAGGUAGUAGCAAUUUGAGGAAAGAGUUGGUGGAAGUAGUAGAGGACGCUUUGAACUUGGAUCCAAAGAGACGACCGCAUGUGCGAGAACUGCUGAAUAAGCCGAUUUUGAGACAUGAGAUCUUUCGCUUGCUGCAGGAGGACGCAGCCAGAGCAGCGGAACGGAGCAGUGGGGUAGCUGUCUCGGCCGGUCGUGAUUGUGCAGCGGUGGCUGAGUCGUCUGCGGAGCCUACAAAGCCGUCCGUAGUGUCACAAAGUGCGACUAGCACUCACAAGGAUGCAUCCGAUGGUGCUGCAGCGUCAGGAGCUGAUCGAGGACAGGGAAGGAUGCCGAACAAGGAACUACAUCUCAAGAAGAACGGCAACGUUGAAGCGACAGAUCAUACUUCCCAUAACGUUAAGAAAUCUGUUUUCCACCUUCCUACAAAGGCAGAACGACCAUCGUCUUCGCAACAACGAAGACUUUCGUCAGGUGUCGUAGAUGAUCCAUCACAGCAAGGGCAAGGCAGCCAACAACGCAAAAGAUCUUCUGCCGACUUUCAUCUGCCAGCACCUAGCGUUUCAGCUAGUCCACAAAAGCCACCUUUGAAUGCACCUCGAUCGUCUCGACCAGUCUCGCGAGUCCGCGUAGCAGUGUCUUCGCGUAUCGAUGCGGUAGCAUUACGGAUGCGACGUGAGAUUCGUGAAAAGGAGAGUAGAACUACUCUUAAAAAUCAACAAGUACUAGAACUACCAGGAGAAGAGGAGCGUAAUAUUCUUGCAGCUCCUGAUAAGAACAAUUAUGUUAAGCUCCCACCUACAGCUACAGCAACUCCACGACCUGCUGCACCAAUCUCCGCUGUGAGGGCUUCAACCCCACCAGCAAGUGCGCGUAAAAGCGCGAUAAGCAGAAGUCCGAUGUUGGUGCCUUCUCGUGGUUCCUCAAAGAGAGAAUCUGACUCUACUGUGUCAAGAAAAAGCUCAACAUAUUACCACCGUCAUUCUAGUGCUCCGGCCGGGGGGAAGGUUGUCGCGGCUGAUGACCACACUACUAGGAAUAAAGAGCACAACUACUCGUCUGCCUCUAGUAGGAAACAGGUGAUGCCAGACGCAUCAUCUUCUUCUGCGAGAAGGCAAAUAACACCACGAUCAUCUUCUUCUGCGAAAAAGAAACCAGAAUCAACACGAUUACCUAAAACAUCAAGAGAGAUCGUUGAAGAUCAGCAUCGUCGGGACAUCUUAGAUGGCGGAAAGAAGGUUCUUUCUGCUUUAGAAGCUGCACGUGCCGAAUAUUUGAGGCGAAAGGAAGCGCUAGAUGCGUUGCAGGAACGCAUGAGGACGAAACCUAGUAAUUCCUCAUCUGAGAACGAGAACAAGAAAGUGACGCAUCGAGAUGAAACGAGUAAACAUGUCCCUUCAUCUGGUGCAUCUUCGAGUCCACCCUUGAAACAUCAAGAUUUGAACGCGUAUUUGCGAGGUGGAAUUGACGCAGUGCGAGAGAGAUGGCGCCAAAAAGCGGAAGCGGAUGCUAAGGGUACCUAGAAAUUCUGACAUCAUGUUUGCGAUUCAGAAAGGUCCUUGUUCGGCUUAAGGUUCCAAUCUCUCAGAAGAGAUUGGGGAAGAUUCGUAGAACUCAGAAGAGAUUCAGGGAAGUCGUAGGUCCAAUCCGAAUUGACUAGCAUCGUCGUCAAGUUUCCAAUCUCGCCAAAUCUCACACCCUCAGUGAAUCCUGAAGCCGCAAUUUACGCUGGGCACGGUCACGAUCAGGAUCAGCAGUAUAAGCAGGCACGAGCACCAGUUGCAGGUGACGACGACACCACGCUAGAGAUUCUUCCACCGAAGAACGGAUCUAGUUGUAGUAAUUGUACCACGACGGUGGUGGAGAGUACGGGGAAAAGCAAGGUCGCGAGUUCAGAGCAACAGCCAACAAUUGUACGAAGAGUACGCGCGCGUAUGUUGCAUUACCGCUCGCCUGGAUCCACUGGUCGUUUCCAGCUGUCGAACAAGGAUGAAUCUAGUUGUACAACAGCAGCAGAAGAAACGAUGAAGUUCCAACCUAUGCAACGCACUACUGAGAAGGGUGUUGAGCAGUCUGCAACCACGACUGGUGGUACCUCUUCAAAGAAUACUUCUAAGGAAGCUCCCGCACGACCUUACGACGAGGCGGAAGACGUGUAUUUCACUGGCAUAGAGGUACUAGACAAGAGUCGUGUAGGUGUACCGGACGACAAUAACCUGGAGAACAUCAAUCCAGAUCAUGAGUACUUUACAGCCUUCGAAAUUCCGGGUGGAAAGGCAGCUGCUACUUUGCUUGAUGCUGAUACUGACGAGCGUAUUCAGGGAUACGGAGUUGGCGCGAAGAACAACAACAACAAAGCAGACGACCACGACAAGCGCAACCUGCACCAGGAUGUCCAGAUGAACAAUAAUAAUGAUAGUAGCCUCAUCGUCUUGGUAGCAGAACCAGCGCAGAAAACGGAUGGGAGUUUGGGUUUGUCGAAAACUCUGGAUAUCGAUAUUCCACCAGCUAAAGGUGGCGCAGAAAAUGAAGCUCCUGUUAAGAAACAACAAUACGACUUUCUCUUUUACCCAGAAUCAGAACCAAGAAAGGGUGCUUCUACAACUGCUGAAAACAAGAGCAAGAGAAACACAAAGACCACGGAAGUAGAACAAGUGUGGGAGUUGAAAAUGCAGCACCAGGAUGAAAAACAUCAUCAAAGAACAGUAGAGAAGCAUAAACAAGAACAGAAUUUUUCUGAUCGCCCUCUUACAUCACAUCUUCAACAACAUGAACAACAAGCAGCACAACUUCUAAAGGACCUCGAUCAGAAACCACUACCACGAGAAACAUAUCCAUCAACUAAAUCAACAAGAAGUCCUCCAACCUCCCACGUUCCAGUGAAAUUCCUCCACGAGAACAAAACCCUGCUACUUCCCAAUUUCGCCAAGGGCGAUUCGAUUGCUUACAGACUCGAGUGCGUGAAGGCUUAUCUGGAGGACCAGUUGGGAUUGACACGGUUGCUCUUCAUCUAUCGUGCACUGGACCGCGACGAGGAAGACGACUCGACGAUCAAAUUAGGAGGCAGGACCGGGCAUUACUUCUCUCUGAUACAACAGUUGCGAGGCUGUGAACAGAAUUUUUGGAUGAAUCAAGAGGUGGGGAUGAAUGGAAGGGAUAUAUUAUUAUGAAGUAGAGGUGGGUGGAAAAAGCAGUUGUGAGAACAUGAAAAUGAACAUUAUAGCAAUAGCAAUAGAAAUUACUUGCACAACAGGUGGAAUAAAAUCGUUGGGGAGCAGUGGCAGUGGGGGACGGUACAUAGGAACUACAGGGGGAUGAAGUAACACAAGUCAAACUUCUUUCAGGGAAGUAAAGCAUUUUUGCCCUCAUACAACAUUCGUAAGUACUAGUUUUUCUCAAACCGUGUCAGUUUCUCCAUGGACAAGAAUGAGUAUACACUGAAAAGUUAUUGAACAGUGCGUUUCGAAUUCGAUCUUCGCCGUGAGAGUUGUUAUUUCCAAGAAGUCCACCAGUCUCAAUUUUUGCAUGAUCGUAGAACAAGUCUUGUUGUAGUCAACAUAGCAUAUCAACAUAGAGUAUCUCCAACAACCUUAGUUUUAGUAGCAUGAUUAGUCGUUUUUGAAAUUCAUUGAUCGUUUCCGAGUCCGGAGGAGCACCGUAUUGUAGUCAAAUGCCGGCAACUACCUGUAAGAUCACAAAAACACAAACAUCGAACUUCUGCUUUGUCUCUGGUAGUUUCUCUUCAUUGAACAGCUUUCAUUAGACGCAAACUGUA